ACAUCCACACAAAGUAACAUAAAAUAUGAAGAUUGAAAGACUGGAGUAUGAAGCAGCCUGGACAACAAAAAUUGGGUUUGUCAGCUGCAUGGAUUCAAAAAAAUUUCCGUCCUAUUGUUCAAGGGUUAUGUAUUCACAGAUCCAUUUUUAAAGCUAUGAUGCAUUACACGUUAUCUUAAACAACUCUAGUAUUGCAACGUCCAAACCAGUAAAAAUAAUUUUCGAGGGUCAAUCAGCCGUAUUCUGAAAAUGAAUAUUUCCCUUCCCGCCUCAGUCAUGGAUUAUUCCCUGGAUUCCUCCAAUCCUGGCAAUGCAUUUAGUAUACAGAACGCUUCAAUUUCCAACUUUUACAAGUCGCUACCAAAUUCCCACAUUUUAAAGUGUUCUAAAGAACCCAUUAAUCUGGGCAAACCCAUACUAUUUAUUUCAGAACUGUUUGCAACACAUGCUGCACAUCGGUCUUCAAAUCUCGAUUUAACUAACACCGAUUCGAAGUAUUUUAAUUGUUUGUCAUCGAGAAGGAGCCCAGCGACUGCAGAGAAGCAACACCCCUUGGUAAAUUUCGGAAGAGAGCUAGCACAGAAAAUUAAUGGAGGUAAGCUUUGUUUGAGAAAUGCUAUAUGUAAUGCAAUGAGGCCGAGGCAGCAAAUGGUGCCUUGCUUUGGCAGUGUUUCUGCCAGUGGAGGGGAACCUUUGGAGGCCAAACAUGUAUUCCAGCUUGCUUUGAGUCAACAGUAUGUGUCAAAGAGGCUUCGGGGAGUUAAUAUCUAUACAGUCUGCAAUAUCAAAAAUGAAUUUGUUCUUAUUUCGGAUCCCAACAGUCAAAAGUCACUCGGGCUUCUGUGUUUCAGACAAGAGGAUGCAAACGCGAUCCUGGCACAGGUACAGCGACAACCUGGAUUAAGUCGGGGAGCAAAGGUUGUACCACUUUCGCUUGACAAGGUUUACACACUUAAGGUUGAAGGAAUCGCUUUCCGCUUUGUGCCAGAUCCUGUCCAAGUUAGAAAUGCAUUAAAGAUUAAGUCAAAAGACAUGUUAAUGGCUUUUGAUGGGGUGCCGGUGUUUCAGUCAGAUCUUGUGACCGUGUGGAAGAAUAAUCGACGCUUUUGCCCCCUCUACUUUUGCAAGGAAGACUUGGAAAGAGAUAUUCUAACCGUUGCAAGGACCAAAUCAAAAUCAUCUCAGAUAACCUCUGAGAUUAUGGUGGGAAGCUUGGAAGCUGCCCUCAAGAAAAUGAAGGAAAGUGACGUGGAAUCAGGAUGGGAUGAUCUAGUUUUUAUUCCACCUGGAGAAAGCUGCAGCGAACUUAUAGAUACGAUUCGUGUGUGAAUGUUAGAGUUGGGCAGAUAAGCAGGCCAGUGCUCCACCUUCAAGCAUUGCUGGAUAUAUUUGCCCCUUCGGUUAUCCCCGACUAACUGUUAGGUGUUCCAAAGUAUACAACAGCUUCUCUGAAUUUUUUUCACAAAACGUAAAACAAUGUAUCUCAAAUUGAGUUCUAGAUCGGUGUAAUGGGAUCUUUCAUGAUAAACAUGAUUUUUAAUACACGGAAGUUCUUUAUCCAUUAA
Messenger RNA from Cryptomeria japonica (Japanese cedar), 1565 nucleotides. Its product is annotated as protein TIC 22, chloroplastic. The transcript has 10 exons. The coding region runs from base 250 to 1329 and encodes 359 amino acids. The record is from RefSeq and is a predicted model, not a curated record. Gene Ontology annotation, biological process: protein transport. Gene Ontology annotation, cellular component: chloroplast. NCBI's taxonomy places the organism in Eukaryota, Viridiplantae, Streptophyta, Pinopsida, Cupressales, Cupressaceae.